AGACCUGUCCGUCGUGUUGGUUGGGAACUCGUCGACCAGACUCGGGUCAGAGUUCAGUUCCACUCAACAGUGUUAUUAUUAUCUGUUUGAUGUCGUUUUGCUUAAUUUACUUGUUAUUCUUAUCGUGACUUUAAUAAUUUUGUACACAAUAUUAUGUACAAGUUGUUCUUGUUUUGAGUCUUCACUUUCCGUCUUAUUUAUUUUUGUCAACUUGUUUUCGUAAUCGAUCGACCGAUAUUCGCUUUUCUGGUAGUUCCAUUAUAGACGCUCGUAAAUUGUUUUCGCAAUUUUUGUCAAAGUAAACGCGUACCGGUCAAUACCAUCUUUUUAAAGCGUUGACGUUCGAAGUUUUUCGCGAACGAUCGCGUGCACUAAAACACUAAGUAUAUUCAAUGGCUUCAGAAACAAUAUUUUCUGUCAAAGACAAAGUCUUUGUAAAACGACGUGGAUAUCCUGCUUGGCCUGCUCUAAUAUCUGGUAUUAAAACUAACAGUGAAUCACAAAUAAUUUAUGAUGUAUAUUUUUAUGGAACUGGUAACUACAGUGAAUGCAAAUCAGAGGUACUCAUUCUAUAUGAAGAAAACAAGUAUAAACUAGGUAAGCCCCGAAGAAAAUUAAAGAAAUUUAAAAAAUUUAUUGAAGCUCUUGAACAAAUAGAAAAUGAUACAAAAAUUGAUUUUCAACCUGAAAACAAUGUCAAAGUUGAUAUUAAAGAAUUUGUGCCACCAAUUUCCACAAAAAGCUUAAAUCAAGAAUUAUCAUUAGAAAAUGAAUCAAAAAAUGUGGAUGAAACUGAGUUAAAUUUAAAAAAUGAAGAAAAGUCAGUUAGUGAGAUAAAAAAAGAUAUAAAAGUAGUUAAAUCAAGAAAGAGAGUAUCUAAAUCUAUAAAUUUAAAAAGAAAACUAUCUGUUAGACAUGAAGAAGUCUCCAAGAAGCUAAAAACAUCAAGAAUUUAUAUGCCCACAGAAGUUCAACCUAUAGUAUUGUUGGAACCAUUGAACGAUAUUUUAUUAGAAAGAAAAAUGAAUGGAAAGCAGAAUUCUGAGACUGCAGAUAAAAAUGUUGUUGCCAAUGAACACAAUUCUGAAACUUUUAAUACAACUGAAUCUAUGCCUGAAUCAAGUGACAUUUCAUUAAAUUAUUGUGAAACUGCUGAAUCUCUUGAAAUUAAUGAUAGUGCAGAAUCAAGUGACAAAAUAUUAUCAGAUUCAAGUCGUAUAUCUCGCUUUGGUCGUAAAAUCAGGCCAAACCGAUUAUCUGACCAUGCAUUUGUUACCAAAGUGCCAAAACAUUUAAAGCCGAAAAAAGCCAAUUCCAAAACUUUAAAAAUUGAAAAUUCUGUCAAUGAUGAAACUGAUGAUUUUUUGAAACAAAAUAUCAAAACGAAAGGUUCAAAAAAAAAAGCAAGGAAGAGUUUGAAAGGUAAUGCAAUAGAAAUACUAUGUUCAUUGGACAGUUCAUCACAAGAACUUUGCCCAGUGAACAACAACAGCCAUGAAAGAAUUCCACCAAUUAAUUUGAUUAAAAAUGUCAUGGAUUCUCAUUCAAAUGUAAAAGUUGAGUGGAAAAAAAUGGAAUCAAACAAAGCAGAUCAAAUUGAUUUGCUACUAAUAGAAGUAGAUUUGCUUGAUUGUAUAAAUAAUUUAUGUUCUGCUUUAUCAAUUAAUCAUAGCAAGUUAAAUUAUGAAAUGGCAUUGAAGUCAUUGGAACAGAUUAGUGAAUUAGAAUUUAAUGCUCUUAUGUUAAAAAAACAUAAAGAUGUUGUUGAUAAAAUUAUAAAAGUGACAAAGUAUGUAGGUGAUAUGAAUAACUGGUGCUUAAGUAAUCAGGAAGCUAAUGAACAUGUUAAUAAAGCAUACCAAAUUCGAUGCAAAGCUCAAAUGGUAUUAAAUAAAUGUAUAUCAUUAUUUACGGUACUCGAUGGACAAACAUUCCAAGAAGUAUACAAUCAAGAAGUUAAUGUAUUUUUCUCAAAGACUCAACAUUUGACCAAUGAUCAGAUUUAUGGUUGUACUUCCGAAAAAUUUCUCAAAUAAUUUCUUGUUACAUAUUUGCUGCAAACAAGUGCAACUUGAUUACACUGAUUUCCUUUUUUCUUUUUUUUUAGUUUUUUGUUAUUAUUAGAAAUUUUGUAUCCAUAAGUAUUGGUUUUUAAUUGUAUCUACCUACAAUAUUUAAUAAUUUUCAUGUUAAAUUUUAUCAAAUCAAAACAAACAAAAUAAAACAAGAGGUUAAAAAAACAAUUCAUAGAA
Molecule: messenger RNA, 2252 nt
Organism: Rhopalosiphum padi (bird cherry-oat aphid)
Lineage: Eukaryota; Metazoa; Arthropoda; Insecta; Hemiptera; Aphididae
Product: PC4 and SFRS1-interacting protein-like
Exons: 4
Coding region: 393-2036 (547 amino acids)
Biological process (GO): regulation of transcription by RNA polymerase II
Cellular component (GO): nucleus
Molecular function (GO): double-stranded DNA binding; transcription coregulator activity
Source: RefSeq, a predicted model, not a curated record